UAUGGCUUACAAUUUGAAAAAUGUGAUAUCUUUAGCAUAUUUUGAUUAUAGAUAUAUAUUGAAAUGUGGUUCUACAGAAUUAUUCAUGUAAUUUAAAGAUUUGGUUAAUAAAGCUAAACCUUAAGGUAUGACAGGAUUAUAUGUGGCUCUCAAAAAUGCUAUUGAUUCCCUUUUGUAAUUCAAAAAGAAAUAUCCAAAUUUUUUAUUGAGAAUCAUUGCACUGUGAUGGAGAAGAUAAUAAAAAUAAAUUUAGUCCAGAAUUUAUUGCAAAAUCAAUUGCGUAAAAUUAAAUAAUUCUUGACUCUUUUGUUGUUUAUGAUAAAUUUGAUGGAUUGAAAUAAAUUACAAGCGCAGCAGGUGGACAAUGUUUUUGCCCAAAAACUAUCUAAGAAGGUUUAAAAUUAUUUGAGUAUGAAACUAUAUUAUCUGCUAAAAUAAGAAAGCCCUAAGAACCCUUAACUAAUUCUAAGAUUGAAGCUAUUUUCAAAUAAGGUCCAAAAACCAUUAAAUUUGAUGUUUAACCUAGAGAAUACGNUACUUGUUGGGCUACUUUAAAUCCUAUAAAGACUCCAGCUUUUUUAUCUUUAAAUGAAAAUGAAGAUGAUGUAUUACUUUAUUAAAUAGUUGAUUACAAUACUAUCUUAGCUAAAUAGUAGACCGAAGAAAUUCAUUCUAAUGGAAAACGAUAUUCUUAAUGA
Molecule: messenger RNA, 698 nt
Organism: Paramecium sonneborni
Lineage: Eukaryota; Ciliophora; Oligohymenophorea; Peniculida; Parameciidae
Source: the annotation of a GenBank genome assembly